AAACAAACAAAUAUAUUAGAGAUAAUACAUUCAAUCAAUAGUUUGUUGUUAUAAAUUCAUACAAACAUUGCAUCAAAUUAUUUAUUUAUUUAAUUAUUAAUUAAUAGUUUUAAUUAAUUAGUCUAUAAUUUAAUUUAUUUUAAUGAUAUGACUAUUAGUUUCAAGUGUUUUGUGACAAUGAAUGUGACAUAUAAUGAGUUAUUGUUAUCAAUUGAUUUGGUUUCACAAACAGGAUAUCAAUUGAUUUGAUGAUAAUGUCAUCGAUGUCUUCAUCGAGCUGUGUAUCAGUAGACGACUAUCGGGAUAUAUGUCGUGACUUUGGCCUCAUUUACGGCAAAUCCUACGCCAAAGAGUUUGCAAAUAAAUUGCAUGAAUUGUGUGAACAAAACUCUGGACUCAGUCUUAAUGGGCCAUCAAUUGAGUUCAUAAUCAAUGUCUUCACACAAGAGUUUGCUCAAUACCUGCAUCAGGAACUCAAUAUCAAUGACAACUUAUGUGAUAGUAAUCAACAACAAUCACAACAACAUAAGUCUUCGGAUUCAAGUCUAAACAAAACUAAUUCAUUGAAUGAAACGAAAAAAGAGUUUGACCUCAACUUAGCCACGACUGCACCGACCGAUGGCAACGACAAUAGUGUUGAUAACAACAACACUUCGGAUGCGUUGACAACAAAUGAGAGUCAAACGGAUGGGAAUUCAGUGCCUUCCGCUCACAACACUUCCAACACUUCUAUACCUAUUAAUGAUAAUACUGUCACAACUCAUAACAACAACAAUUGCACACAAUUAUUGGUCAACGCAUCCAAAGCUACAAGAAUUACAACAAUAAUAUCAACAACAACUUCAACGCCGACAACCAACGGCUCAGUUAAUGUUAGACCAAAGUCGACACUUCCUAACUCAGGACUAUCACCCGUAGGACAGUCAUCGAGUGCCACACCCGACGAUUACAGUGAUUUGUCUGACAAUGAGACCGAAACAGAGUCACCGAAAACACAUUACAGAAAAUUCUUCAGACGAUUGAGUUUCAAAGGAUUGCGAAAAGGCAAAGGAUUGUUUCAUAAGCAACAUUCCGAUGAAGUGGAACUGUCUAAUACACAGACACAUACCAACCAUACCUCACAAAACUCGCCACAAGAGACUAAUAAAAGAGAUAGAAAUCGGGACUCAAAGAUGGAUCACAAAUGGCUUUUAUCAAAGACACAGACCAAGACUGCUGCCAAUGAAUCCAUUAUUAAAGAAGGUGUGGUUAACUAUAUGACAGUUGAUAACUCAAAUAUUGAUGGCAAACAAAAGUGGGAGAAAAAUCGCAUGGUUUUGGUUAAGACAACCGGUGGUUAUAUGUUAGAGUUUUAUGCACCAAAUAAACCGUUAAAACCCAAAUCUGGUGUCUUUUGUUUUCUAAUAACUGAAGCGAGAGAGACGACAGCACUGGAAAUGCCAGACCAGGAACACACGUUUGUACUCAAAGCUGAAAAUAUGAUGGAAUAUAUCAUUGAAGCGCAAGACACUGAAGAUAUGAGACAAUGGCUUUCAUCCAUCAAAUAUUGCAUGAGAUUCAACAGCGAUGGAACCACUGAUGAUAAUGAGAUUACUACUGGUUUUCCUUAUGAUAAUAUUCCUCGACUACAAGAAACGGAAAAUAAUAGGUCAUCCAACCAUUUAAGUGCAGUGGCUGAUCCAACCAAUGGACCGGGAGGUGGAACUAAUUCCGAUAUUUGUGGUUCAAUGCGUGAAUAUCCGUGGUUUCAUGGGAUGCUUAGCAGAUCUGAUGCGGCACAGUUGGUUCUUAGAGAAGGUCAAAUAGGUCACGGAGUCUUUCUUGUUCGCCAAAGUGAGACCCGAAAAGGUGAAUACGUAUUGACCUUCAACUUUCAGGGAAGAGCCAAACACCUUAGGAUGGCUAUUAUCAAUGAAGGCCAGUGUCGAGUCCAACAUUUAUGGUUUCAAACUAUAUUUGAUAUGUUAGAGCACUUCCGCAUACAUCCCAUACCAUUAGAAUCUGGCGGUACAUCUGAUGUCACUCUCACUGAUUAUGUGGUCUACAAUGAACAUUUACCAACAAAUAGUGGUUCUCCAGCCCUAACCAAUUCUCAUAAUACAAGUGAUUCAAUUACUAAUGGACAGCAACAAUCAUCUCAACAAUUAUCACAUAUUCGAGAGAGAGUUCCCAGUAUUCCUGAGCUCCAAGAGAUAGCCACUUAUGGAGGUUCUGUAAGAUUGAGAAGUUCAUCACUGGAUAAUUUGCUUCAAUUACAAUCCCAACAAUUAGCAACUGUUGGCACCAAUAAUAGAGCUGUUGAAAACACCUAUCAUUUUGUUUGAAUGUUAAUAUCUUCAUCUAAGCUAUUGAUUAACAAUUAUAAAUGUCAACAAACUUUAAUUUGAAUUUUUCCUAUUUUUUAUUAAAUCAAAUGAUGUGAUUUUUUUACUUCCAUUUUAAUCGUUUUAUUAUGAAAAUUAAUUUUAGUUAUUUUUAAAAUAAUACAAUAAUAAUUAUUGUAUAAAAAUCUUAUAUCAACAUUUCUGCCCAUUUUAUUAUAUAAAUUGACAAAACUAGUCAUUUUUGAAAUUAUUAUUUGAUUUAUUUGUGAGAAAUAUU
Oppia nitens is the source of this 2601-nucleotide messenger RNA. It is a transcript of the gene Lnk, whose product is annotated as SH2B adapter protein 3-like. The transcript is spliced from 6 exons. Gene Ontology annotation, biological process: intracellular signal transduction. Gene Ontology annotation, molecular function: transmembrane receptor protein tyrosine kinase adaptor activity. Bases 249 to 2324 code for a protein of 691 amino acids. NCBI's taxonomy places the organism in Eukaryota, Metazoa, Arthropoda, Arachnida, Sarcoptiformes, Oppiidae. Gene Ontology annotation, cellular component: plasma membrane. The record is from RefSeq and is a predicted model, not a curated record.